AUGGCUGGAAAAUUUAAUGGUGUACAAGCUAAAAUCCAAAACAAAUAUUCUUGCGCAGUUUAUACUCAUUGUAUGGCCCACCGUGUUAAUUUGGUUGUUGUCGAUAUGUGCAAAUUUGUGAAAGAAACUAAAUGUCUAUUCAAUACAUUAGAUAGUUUAUAUGUUCAUUUUUCUUAUCCCACAAAAAAUCAACGACUCAUCGACAUGCAAAAAAAGUUGGGGCUCAAAAUUAAAACAAUUGGUAGAAUGAGCGAUACAAGAUGGAAUUGUUGGUACAAAAAUUGUGAUGCUAUUUUAGACUGUUACCAAGCGAUUAUUCAUGUCUUGCAAGAAGAAAUAGAAAAUGAGAACGACAAAGAUGUUAAUGAAGCUAUAGGAAUACUUACUAACUUGCAAAAAGGUUCUUUCAUUGUAAAUUUGUUUGUUAUACGCCAAGUACUUAGUACCAUUAAUAUUCUAAGUAAUAUGAUGCAGGAUAAAAAUGCCACCUUAGGAAAAUCAAGUGUGAUAAUAAAAAAAUUUACAGAUGACAAUAAUAUUUUAAUAGAUAUUCCUCACCAAGCGCGAGAUUCGAAGAGAAAGCGAAGAGAGCCUAAUAAUCUUAAUGAUUUUAUAGUAACUACUACAACAAGUGCAAUAUAUGAACUAAUUGAGUCUAACAAAUCUGUUGAAGAUUAUUAUAGAACAAACAUUUAUUUUAAGAUAUUAGACUCCAUUAUAGAAAAUUUGAAAAGAAGAUUUUCCCCAGAGAGUUUAAGUUUAGCUAUUUCUGUUGACAAAUUUAUGCAACUUAAUUAUGAAGGAAGUUUGGUGUUUAUUAAUUAUUAUAAGGAUUUAUUGGAUAUUAACAAACUAAAUAUUAAAUCAGAAAUGACUGUUGCUAGAAAUUGCAUAAAUAAAAUCAACAACGAUUUUAACAUUGACGAUUUGAAAAUAACAAUAAAAAAAGAAAUUUUUCCAAAUAUUUACAAAAUGUUACAAGUAGCACUUACUUUACCAGUCAGCUCUGCAACAUGUGAGCGAUCUUUUUCGGCUAUGCGAAGAAUAAAGACGUUGGUAAGAACGUCUAUGCAUCAAGAACGCUUUACAAACCUUUCUAUUCUUCAUAUAGAGAAGGAUGUAACAAAAAAUAUUGAUACUGAAUGUAUUUUAAACGAAUUGUCCAAAUCCUCAAGGAUGAUGGUUUUAAAAUAA
This is a messenger RNA of Metopolophium dirhodum (rose-grain aphid), 1194 nucleotides long. RefSeq names its product zinc finger MYM-type protein 1-like. Lineage: Eukaryota; Metazoa; Arthropoda; Insecta; Hemiptera; Aphididae. The coding region runs from base 1 to 1194 and encodes 397 amino acids. Gene Ontology annotation, molecular function: protein dimerization activity. The transcript has 6 exons. The record is from RefSeq and is a predicted model, not a curated record.